Molecule: messenger RNA, 2607 nt
Organism: Anisakis simplex (herring worm)
Lineage: Eukaryota; Metazoa; Nematoda; Chromadorea; Rhabditida; Anisakidae
Source: the annotation of a GenBank genome assembly
GUAUACGUAAUGAGUACUGAAACGGGAACGGAUUUGUUGCAGCAAAUAAACUAUACUCCUCCACCAACCUCAUUUGAUCUGGAGAAACGUAUCUUCAACACUGGUCCUCGUGCGUCACGCACUCUACCUACGUCUACUUCGGUUGGUUUUUUUUNUUUUUUUUGUUUUCAGUUCAUUGGUGCAACAUACAGUGGAGCAACACAACGGAAUACGACGAGUAACGGUCAGGGAACGAGGAGGGUGGAUUUGGGCGAGGUUCUGUGCUUCACCGCAUUCAAGGAAAACUUUAUGGUGAAAUUAAUAUUGCAGAUGGAAGGAAGUGGUGCAGCAGUGGGUGGUAUACAAAUAAUGAACACGGCACAACCGAUUGUUGUUACAAGUGGAGGUAUGAUGGUAGCCAGCAGCAAUAACAAUAAUCAUAAUACAAAUAACUCACCAGGACCUUCUUCUACGGCGGGAGGAAUCGGUGCUCUUAUAAGUGGUACGAGUUUGGCACCAAAUGAUUUUUCGAAUGUUAGUAGUACGGGGUCGAUAUCGGAUCGAGAACCCGAAACACCUGAAAAGGUGGCAACUGGGACUGCAACUGGGGCAGCGCCUGGAGUUGCUCGUUCGAACACGAAGAACAACUCAGAGAAGAAAUCUGUUCGCAAGCGGAAACGUGCUGCCGAGGAUGCAACCAAUAGAUGUGAACGUAAAAUCACUGAAUGCUUUCGAAACGUUGGAUCGAGUCCAAAACGCUUCUCUUCUUCAAUGCAAGCUGUGAACGGCGAUAGCUCAAGUAACGAAAAUUUUAAUUUAUCAUCAAUAUCACCAAUACCAAACAAUCGCACAACGCCAAAUCAUUUAACAGUCUACACUUCAAGUGAUUCCAAUCAGAGUCCACCACAGCAAUCAGCUCUGAAAUGUGAUUCUGAGAUACAAACGGAUGAAGUAUGGGCAGUAAACGAGGAUGCGAAAGCGGAGUUGAGUAAGAAGGACCGCAUAAUAGAGGAGAUGCAGAGGGUAAUUGAUGAUCUGAAACAGCAAGCAGUCAAAAAGGAUCGUCGUGUUGAGGCUUGCAAAGAAACGAUCAAGCGUCUGCUCAUACAACAAAGUACUAUGGAACGCAAACAGGCGAAAGCGAAAUGUAUGGAAGAUUGCCUGCGAAUAGGUCAGUUCAAGCCGACGAGGCAUCGUGAGGAAUUUCGAGAGAUGUGGUCCGAUGGAUGGGCGUUCGAAGAGGUCACGAAAGCUCAACAGAGAAUCACCAAUGAACGGAACGAAAUUCUGAAUGCGUCCCAGAAUUUAAGAAAACGAAAACCGACCGCAAAUGCAGCGAAAGACCCAUCAAAGAGGACAAAUUCUUUGUCGUCUUCGUUGAAUGUCGACGGCUCAUUACAACAGCCAUCAACAUCCUCGUCAUCUGGCUCAGCAUCAUCGAAUUCAAAUUCAGCGGCAUCUCAAAAUGAUGAUCUAUUCGCACGUCCUGAACUACCAAAAGAACUUUCUCUACAAGAGUAUAUUGAACAAGACGAAAUAUAUCGAUUACGUCGGGAACAUCUCAAGAAGGAAGAAGCUGAGUUGAUAGCCGAACGCGAUCGUUUGGAACGAGAGCGUAAUCUUCAUAUACGAGAAUUGAAACGGGUACAGUACGAAGAAGCCAGUCGUUAUAAAGAUCAUGAACUGCUCAACAAGCGUUACCUUCUGCUAUCAUUACUCGGGAAAGGUGGAUUCAGUGAGGUAUGGCGUGCAUUUGAUUUGGAUGGUAAUCGUUAUGUAGCGUGUAAAAUUCAUCAUGUCAAUAAAGAGUGGAAGGAGGACAAGAAGGUCUCACUUACAUUAUUUAUAUUUAGUCNAUUUCGUCGAAAGUGCUGUUCAUUUCAAAAAUUAACCUUUUACUACAUGUACACAUCGCCAAGACCAGGUGUCUUAUACCGCUUAACUUCAGCUGCAGCAUUUCGCUUUUUUGUUCUGAAAAGGUUGAAUUUUUGUUCUGAAAAGGUGGUAUCAGCGUUACGUUACUUAGCCGAGAAACGUCCACCAGUGAUUCAUUAUGACCUCAAACCGGCAAAUAUCUUGCUCGAAUCAGGAACUACCAGUGGUGCUAUCAAAAUCACUGAUUUUGGAUUGAGCAAGAUUAUGGAGGAUACAGACGACGCAGACUCUAUUGAGCUCACCUCUCAAGGAGCUGGCACUUAUUGGUAUUUACCACCGGAAACAUUUGUAGUUGGGCAUAAUCCGCCUAAAAUAAGUUCGAAAGUGGAUGUGUGGAGUGUGGGUGUUAUUUUCUAUCAGUGCCUAUAUGGACGAAGGCCAUUUGGUCACGAGCAAACUCAGCAGAAGAUUCUUGAGGAGAACACAAUUUUGAAGGCAACUGAAGUCAAUUUCCCUCCCAAACCGGUGGUUAGCAGUGCAGCGCAGGACUUCAUCCGUCGCUGUUUACAAUAUCGCAAGGAGGACCGUGCUGACGUCUUCGAGAUCUCUAAACACGAGCUGUUCCGUCCACGUGGACAGGUAAUAAUUACCUUUUGUGCGCAUUUCAACAGCACUAAAUCGAAUCUAGCAAAAAAAAUCGACCAGUUGAAUAAUCUUAAUUCGAUGGACGACUUCCGAAUAAUCGGAUGUUGA